This is a messenger RNA of Sclerotinia trifoliorum, 1240 nucleotides long. NCBI's taxonomy places the organism in Eukaryota, Fungi, Ascomycota, Leotiomycetes, Helotiales, Sclerotiniaceae. The record is from the annotation of a GenBank genome assembly.
CGUUCUUCUCAGGCUAGCUUACAAUGACCAUAUCUCUAGACGAUUUCCAGUUUCGAAGUUCUGAUUAGAUAUCUUAUAUUUAUCUUAUAUAUCAGACCUCACAUACGGAUUCUCAGCUGUGUACAAAUCGACUAGAACCUUUCGCCAUAGCGAUUCCAGGGGACGGGUAUCUCGACCACAUAUCAUUGAAGCAGAUACCAACCCAUCCAAUCUACUACAGACUUCCUAGAUUAUUGAACGACUGAGUCAAAUCACAGACUUAAGAAUCGUCCAACUUGCACCAAAUUUCCUAGAUACCUUUCAAAUUUCCAGUCGCGUUAAAACCAUGGCCGAACGAACACACUUGGCUUUCCAUCAUGACUCGCACCUCUCUACCAUACAAACCAUAAUCACAUCCAUAACUCCUUUCACAGCCCUUGCCGAAGAGAACAAACUCCUUUUCAAGGACGCUAAGGACGAUUCCUAUGCUAUCACAACCAAAUCCACCAUUUUUCAUCCGCAAGGUGGCGGCCAACCAUCGGAUGAAGGGACUAUGGAAAAUGAGGAAGGAGUAGAAUUCACCGUUCAAGUGGUACGCAUGGGUGCUACUAUCGACGGGGAAGUCCUCCACUUCGGCACAUUUUCCACGCCCACCCCAUUUAAGCCAUCUCAGCAAAUCACUCAGAAAAUCGACCAAGAAAAACGCCUUCUAUAUUCUCGCUACCACACCGCUGGCCACGUCCUCGGAGCUGCGGUCCGUCACCUCGUCUCCUCCUCCGUUCCCAACUUUGAUGAAACAAAAGCUUCUCAUUUCCCCUCAUCCGCCGCAUGUGAGUUCGCCGGCCUCAUAGAAAGUACAUGGAAAACACCCAUCCAACGAAAACUCGACGAGUAUAUCGAGGCGGAUAUGCCUGUGGAGAUUGACUGGUGGGAUGCGGCUGAUUUCAUUGCAAAUGGAAUGGAGCGAUUGAUACCCGACCGAGUGGCCAUGGGAAUGACGAAGGAGGAAAAGUUCCGCGUGGUGAAGAUUGUAGGAGCGGAAACUUAUCCUUGCGGUGGGACGCAUGUGGAUAGUACGAAGCAUUGUGGGAAGACUAGCGUGAAGAAAAUUGGGAGGUCAAAGGGGACGAGUAGGGUGGGAUAUACACUGGCUUGAUAGAUGUAGUUUUGUGUAUGUUAUUUGUAGUAAUAUUUGCGUUAGAGCUCUUCAUCAGAGCAUUAGAUUUAGGAUCUUUCGAAUCGGCUUAUAGAAUCUUGUUUG